CCGCCAACGAAAAGACUCGGCUUCGUUCUCUGAUAAAAAGAACGUCAACUUCGCCACAAAUUAUCAAAAUAGAAUAAAUAAAUAAAUCAUUUAUUGUAAUUUAGAACAACAAAAGGUGCGUUCAAACGGAACUAGUCAUAGAAACAAUGAAUGACAGUUACUUCGACAAUCUGAGCGACGUGGAAUUACGUCAGGAACUUAGCAAAUAUGGAAUACCAGCUGUACCCAUUGUCGAGACUACGAGAAAUUUGCUAAUCAAAAAAUUAAAGCAUCACGUUCGAAAUAGCAACGGUGCAACGUCUAGCCCGAAAACCAAUAGGAGAAGCCUGCAGACACCGACCUCGGCGCCAGCAUCAACAAAACGUAAUGCCUCUCCCGGCAGGAGACGAACGGUGAAUUCAUUUUCUCGCGCCAACAACGGCCCCACCACAGUGAUGGCAAAUGAUUCGUCGUACACAAAUGAAAUGUCUGUCCCUGACUACAAUCGUCCAGAAGUAGUCAUUGAGCGCAGACAACACCACUAUCUCUCCAAUGAGGGUGUAUCGCAUUUAUACAAGGACUAUGGCAACAGUAGCCCCACGGUUGGCUACGGCGAAAGAAAUAAGAAUUUGCCACAGCAUAACAUGAAGACUUCCCCCAAAAUCUAUCUGCCACCUCCAAUAGUUGCCAACGAUGCCCAACCACGGCGUCCUGCCCCACCAAAGCGUAUUGGUGAAUCUCCAAGACUUCGCGAAGUGGAAAGGGUGCCGCUGCAUCAUAAUGCAGGGGAAUCUUCUGGAGUGGUGAGUCGUCUAUUAAAGCUGAGGGACAAAUCAUUGCGAGGUUCUCUUCCUGCCACCUCAUCGCUGCUAUCGUCAUCAACCACCUAUGCUGCCAGAAAUCAUUUGUAUUCAACUGAUUCGGACUCGGACAGCAGCCCCACCAGAUACUCUAUGAACAGAAGAAACUACAAUAAGAAAACUGUGCCCGAAAUAAUCUGGAGCAAAAUAAAUCUCAAGGAAAAAUGGAAGCAAUCCUCAGUGCCAUACCUUUUGAUGACUUGUCUGGGCUUGUUUUUCGUGCUGUUAGCAAUACUCUAUAUGACCAAGCCACCAGAUAUGCCCAGCACAAUGCUGGAAAAGAGUACCUCAUUUACUUUGUGUGAACAAGAACAAAAUUGGCCGGAGACAACCACUGGCAUGGCCAGGCCCUAUAUCGAUUGCAUUACUAAUGAGGCCAUAGCCCCCUCUUUAGCAUUAUGCAAAGAACUCAUACAGCUAUUGCAGGCCAACACCGAAGUGCAUUAUUGCCAAGACAGACAACAGAGUCCUGAGGUUGCGGUCACCGAUUUCAUUAAACACUUGUACAAAAAACGCAUUGCCGAUGGGCAUAAGCUGCUGAAAAGCUUCCAUGCUGCCCUCUAUCUCAUAGAGCACAAUCCCCAAUGGAAGAUACAAGUACUCAACAAGCCCGAAGGCCCAGAAUUGUUGGACAUUUACAAACACGAUGUGCGUUUUGUGCUACUCAAACCAUAUCUGCCGUUGAAGUGUGUCCUGUAUAACAAAUUGCAAAGAUUCCUUUUCAUCAUAGGCACCAUAUUCAUAAUAGCCUUGAUUUUGAUUGUUGUCUUUGCCAUAUGGCGUUGGGUGAGCCAAAGAAAACUUAACCAGCAACGGGCUGUGGAAAAUUUCUGCAAGGAAAUCAUUAAGGAGCUAACGCAAAGGAGUUCAAUGAAAAACGACACUGGCGAGUUAAUAAUCAACCAUUUAAGAGACAAAUUGCUGCCCAUCAAUAAAAGGAAAGCCUUACUAUGGGCCUGGAACGAGGCAAUACACAAAUUGGAAUCCAGCGACAGCCGCAUACAGUUUGGUUCGAUUUUACAGAAUGGCGAAGAAUUUCGUACCAUGAAAUGGUGUGAAUCGGUUAUGUCUACAUCGGCUUCGUCCUCUUCUUCACUGUCUACAUCGUUUUCGCACCAGGACAAGUACGAGGGCAAACCACCCAAGAAACAUUGGCAAAGCCCCGCCUUCGAUAAUGUCAACAGAAUAUUGGAUCCUCCCACAAAUUGCUUGAAAAUUCGUCACAUGUUCGAUGCCGCUGAGGCAAAUCAACCUGAUCUAAGACAAGCAAUUAUUGAAUCGAUUUUGGAGAAAGUGGGACCCCAAUGCCAGAUCUAUGACAUACAGCUGGACCGUCAAUAUUGUUGUGUGUACAUACGUUGCGCCAGUGAAAGAGAUGCUGGCAUUAUACACAAUGAAAUAAAUGGCUGGUGGUUUGAUAAUCGUUUGGUUUCCAUCAAGUUCUUGCGAUUGCAACGUUUCCUGACACGAUUUCCCAACUCAACCGGCUCAACCAUGUUAACAAUUAAGAAUUCAAAAUGAUAGCAGUUAUUUUUGUAAAUACAGUUCAAACAUCGAUGAUACUUAGGAGUAGAGUGAAUCGAAAUUAUAAAACAGGGUUCCCAUUUCUUUUUUUCUUCUCUUAACAAAAGGAAAAUGUUGAGUUUUUGCAUAUAGAAAAUAAAAAACAUAAAAAAAUUAACAAAUCUGCAGAAUUUGCAACAAUUUUUUACACAAUUUCAAAUAUUUACGUUAACUUAUUUUAGCAAUAACAAAAAAUAGAGCAACCU
Molecule: messenger RNA, 2608 nt
Organism: Stomoxys calcitrans (stable fly)
Lineage: Eukaryota; Metazoa; Arthropoda; Insecta; Diptera; Muscidae
Gene: MAN1
Product: inner nuclear membrane protein Man1
Exons: 1
Coding region: 147-2360 (737 amino acids)
Biological process (GO): nuclear envelope organization; negative regulation of BMP signaling pathway
Cellular component (GO): nuclear inner membrane
Molecular function (GO): chromatin DNA binding
Source: RefSeq, a predicted model, not a curated record